GUUUGUAAUAAAAACGUUUAUUGGCAAAUGUGUAGGUCAGCCAAAUGUCAAAACCGGUCCAAAUUUAACAGCUAGGGUUCGUCAUUUACAAGUGGAGUAUAUACAUAUAUUAACAUAUACACGCGUUUAUUCAUAACGUACGAUUCAUGUCUAUAAAAGGGAGGUAGAGAGAGCGAGAGGAAAUGGCUGAGAAUCCGGGAAUCACAAAACGAAUCAGAGAGAGAGAGAGAGAGAAGGCGCAUUAGAUACGGAAGGGUCCACCUAAGACCCGUGCUCCACUUUGAUUCUCUCAACCUCUUCAUUUUCUUUUUUAACUUUUCAUUUUCUUGUGUGAAUCGGAUCAAUCUCCAUCUGGUGAAUCAAAUUUUAUAGGAAAAAAAAAAAUGCAGCGUGAGUAUUUAGAUUACAUUCUGGUGCCGUUAGGGAUGGGUUUGAUGGUAGUCUAUCAUCUAUGGCUUCUCCACCGCAUCAUCCACCGUCCAUCUUCAACCGUCGUCGGCCUUAACGCCUUCAACCGCCGCCUCUGGGUCCAAGCCAUGAUGGAGGACUCAUCAAAAAACGGCGUUCUAGCGGUUCAAACGCUUAGGAACAACAUAAUGGCGUCAACUCUAUUAGCAUCAACCGCAAUCAUGUUGUGUUCACUAAUCGCGGUACUAAUGACCAGCGGUACAGGGGACCGAUCGGUCUGGUUUGUGUUCGGAGACAAAAGCGACCGAGCCUUCUCCGUUAAGUUCUUCUCAAUUCUCGUUUGCUUCUUAGUCGCAUUUCUUCUCAACGUCCAAUCAAUCCGUUAUUACAGCCACGCAAGCAUCCUCAUUAAUGUCCCUUUUAAAAAGCUCAUGGCUGUUUCUUCGGGUAGUCAUAGUCUUAUGAUAAACCAAGACUAUGUAGCUGCCACAGUUAAUCGUGGAAGCUACUUCUGGUCGUUAGGAUUAAGAGCGUUCUACUUCUCAUCACCUCUGUUUCUAUGGAUCUUUGGUCCCAUCCCGAUGUUCAUCACUUGUUGCGUUCUUGUUUCUUUGUUGUACUUCCUGGAUUUAACGUUUGACUCGAUGGAAUGUUGCGUUGGGGUCGCGGACGCGGAGGAGACUGAGAUUAGAAGCUUAGCUCAAAAUGUGUAAUAAGUAGCUUAAAUUGUAUUUUUUUUUGUUUUAUGGAACAUACAAAUCUUUAUAAGUUGUAUUGAUUCAGGUUCAAUGGCAGUUGAACCGUGUCAAAGAGUGUUUAUGUUGCUUAGUGAAUAAAGACUAUAAAGUUUUAUCAGUUCCAAUCCAAGCUUUUCUAAUGUGCAUUAUGAAUCUAAU
Thlaspi arvense is the source of this 1304-nucleotide messenger RNA. The record is from the annotation of a GenBank genome assembly. Lineage: Eukaryota; Viridiplantae; Streptophyta; Magnoliopsida; Brassicales; Brassicaceae.